Trichoplax adhaerens is the source of this 726-nucleotide messenger RNA. RefSeq lists its product as uncharacterized. The record is from RefSeq and is a predicted model, not a curated record. NCBI's taxonomy places the organism in Eukaryota, Metazoa, Placozoa, Uniplacotomia, Trichoplacea, Trichoplacidae. The transcript is spliced from 4 exons. Gene Ontology annotation, cellular component: cytoskeleton. The coding region runs from base 1 to 726 and encodes 241 amino acids.
AUGCUAGUUGCGGCCAGACAUCGCGGGCCUGGCCCAGCAAAAUACAUGCUACCAGGAACUGUCGGUUAUAAAGCUCACGACUGUACUAGAAAAAUGAGUCCUGCUUAUUCGUUAGGUAUGCGUCAUUCAUCUUUACGUUUUGCAAGCGUUUCAAGUCCGGGUCCUCAAUACGUAGUAAAACAAGGAAUGACGCGAAACGGUCCCAGUGGCUCACCAGCAUUUACUCUACAUGGAAGGAUUAAUACUACUUCUUCUUUUCAAACGCCAGCGCCAGGAGCAUAUUCUCCUGAAAAAGUACCCCCCAUGCGUGAAAAACGCCCGGCAGCCUACUCGUUUGGAAGCCGUACUAACUACCGAUCUACCAAUUCAACUCCCGCGCCAAAUGCAUAUACCUUACCGUCGCUGUUAGGAUCUAGAAUUGCGUUAAAGAGCUCCUCGGCCGCCUAUUCUCUUUCAGCCAGAAACAAAAUUUCAACUUCAAACGAACAGACACCUGGACCUGGUGCUUAUCGAGUCAGUGAUACCCAGGUAUUUAAAAGGAAAUAUCCUGCUUAUUCCAUGAGUGGAAGAAAUUUUAUGCCUCAAGACACAGUGGUCUUACCUGGCCCAGGGCAGUAUACUCCAGAGAAAGUUUACAUGACUAAGAAAACCGCUCCAAGAUUUUCCUUUGGAAUUAAACAUUCGGAAUUUAUUUCUCCUCUUAUAACGAAUGCCGACAUGUCAUAA